Molecule: messenger RNA, 2572 nt
Organism: Aedes albopictus (Asian tiger mosquito)
Lineage: Eukaryota; Metazoa; Arthropoda; Insecta; Diptera; Culicidae
Exons: 3
Coding region: 1932-2303 (123 amino acids)
Source: RefSeq, a predicted model, not a curated record
AUCUAUUAUUCAGAUGACUUUUUCCUAGUGCACUCAGUGAGCUCCAGUGUUUGGAUGCCGAGGUGAUAAAUGAGCCACUCGACCGUUUUUUCCCCUUCUUUUGGCUUUCUUUAGUCUAUUUCAUAGACGCCAACUUAGCUGCCAACUUGCUGCGGCGAGAACCGGACAUCACAAAGUGUUACACUUUCUAAGGCUCUCCCAUCGUUGUCUUGGAACAACUAUGAACAUUCGUUAUUUUUAUCAUCAUUUAUCGCAUUUUUGCUCUAAAACCGUAACAUACAAAUUAGUUUAAUUGUAUUAAUGAUGUUGCUGGUUGCCUUGUCAUAAAACUCAAGAGUCAAGAGCUAUGACACUAACAAGCCUGACAAAAAAAUAUUCCUGCCGAAUGAUGCGCUUUCAUUAACGUCGCCGAGCAUCCUGUCUCUCUUGAUGGCGCUCUCGUACCGAACCGGGAAUGAACAUGAGUGUUGCGCACAGAUGCGCAGCCAUAAAUUUGAAUACUCCGUUGUGUUAGAUUAAGAAAACUGAACACCCCAAUAACAAUACAGAUUGACAUUACAAUGCAUAAGCCCAGUAAAGUCACACUUAGUAACUUGUGAGGAGGUGUGUUCAGUAUAAGAGCCAAUUAUGCUCUCUGAUUCCGUGACCGAAUAUGUAAGUUUGACAUACUAUAAACUAAGCCUUUUAAAUAAAUAAACCUGAUUUGCAGCUUUGUAGCUGAUAAAGACAAAAACUCGUCUUAAUUCUGCUGAAAGAGUCGGCUACCAGCACCUCCCGCAACAAUGAGUCACAUGAGUAGCAUUUCGGAAAGCAUUCCCGAAUCGUCGCUUUACGAUUCGUUAAAUACAUUCGUUAAGUGUAGCACAAGCUGAGAACAUAGCUACCACUAAAUGAUUCGCGAUAAAAUUCCACACACUGAGUGAGUCUUUCUUUCCUUUUUUUCGACUCGACGAAGCCGUCGUUUCGUAUCACAGCCUCCACCAUUGUCAACCGGGUGUUUACGGAUGUUUUAUGGAUUUCGCAUAUUCGGAACAUUUCUGUGCGUAAUGAACAUUGCGAUUACAGUGCUUGCAUGUGACCACUUGUCCUCUGUAGAUCACCAGGGUCAUUUCAGGGUCGACCUGCACAUAUGAUGGAAAAUUGGGAUAAAACGUUAAGCAAACACGUUCUUCAAAUGAGCACACCCACAGUAAAUAACUAAGAGAUCUUUGCCAAUGAACCAUUGUUUCAUUCAUAUAUCGCAUCUGUAAGACAGGUUCGAAGAUGCACCACAGACAAACAAACGUAACUCUUGCGAAAUGUCCAUCGACCACGCUUUUAACGAUCAUUUAAAUCUUCACAGGUGUUGAUUUCACAACCAGAAGCGCGCGCAUCGUUUUCCUUUGCGUUUGACGUUUCAUACUAGCGCCUUCUGUUGACGAUAUUGCAUAACGCAGUGAUUCGUGAAACAUUCCCACCAGGUGAUGGUAGUGUGGACUGGGCGAUGGGUUUUCACGAAAAUGGUUCUAGGUGUUACCUCUAUUUGUCUGUGACUGCACUCUGCCCAAAAAGUCAACGAAAUUUCUAUUACGAGCACAAUAGAACUCCAAAGCAUAGUCUAAUGUUAUUAAUUGAUCAUAGGGUGAAAUGAAUAUCAUUAUUGGUAUAGCGAACGGGAGAAUCCAGAUAUUACGUAUCUCAAAAUUUCACACUCUGGGUAAUCCACAAUAAAUUCAUAACAGAUAGUAGCCGUUGACGUGAUGCAAAAUAUUUCGUCACAAUCAAGUUCAUUCAUUCAAUUUCGUUCGCUUAGCAAAACGCAAAACGGUUCAAAAACAACAGUUUCAAAGCCAUUUGUAUAAACAAAUCAUCAUCGGUCUGAAUAAACGCGAUGCAAAAGCUCUGAACAUUUCAUUCAAAACGUUGGUGUAGUUUGGUAAAAUUCUUUGAACAUGAAGCACUUAUUCAGUAUAUUGAUAGUAAUUCUAGUCGCAGUAUCCAUUCUAGCAAAUGACCCUGUCCCAAUUCCCUCGGACAUCCAGAAGCUGUUCAACGAAGCAAAGCUACCGUGUACUCCACAUGAUGUAGUGAAUCACGCCUGCUACUUUUGCAAGUGCAACUUCCACGGCAACCGCCAGCAUUGCGUGUACACGUGCGAUCCGGAAUCCGGCCGACCCGUAAUGCCCGGUUCGAAAAUGUGCACCGCCAACGAUAAGUUUAGGGACGGUUGCAAGCGAUGUCGGUGCAGCAAGGGACAACUGUUCUUCGAUUGUUUCAUUGCAGAUGUCUGCAACGAUGAAGGCACCGGUGAUGACGAGUUCUGAAUCGUUUAAUCGACUUUGUACUUAAAUGUGAAAUAAUAAAAAAGCUGGUCAUCGGCAUUACUUGUUUUCUAUCAAUUUCCUUCGAUUGAGCCAAGCAAUUAAGCACUGUAUUUGGAGGAAAUGUCAGUGCAAAAUCCGUUUUGUAAAAUUUAAAUUUGAUUUCAGUAGGUAUAAGGAAAGAAAUGAAUGAUUCUCAGAAAUAUUAUCGAGAUUACUUGGUUUUUAGGGUAGUAGACACCCGAAGACUUUAAAAUACGAAUCUACUUUAU